This is a messenger RNA of Tetrahymena thermophila SB210, 582 nucleotides long. RefSeq lists its product as hypothetical. The transcript has a single exon. The record is from RefSeq and is a predicted model, not a curated record. NCBI's taxonomy places the organism in Eukaryota, Ciliophora, Oligohymenophorea, Hymenostomatida, Tetrahymenidae.
AUUAAUAAAAAAUAAGAAAAGAAAAUAAAAAAUAUUAAAUUUAAAAUGGCUGAAGAAUAGUAAAAUUUAUUAUAAUAAUAAAAUCAAAUCUUAGAUAAAGUUGAAAAAUUUUUUGGUUUCCGUCCAAAUUUAUUUAAAAAAUUUGAUACUUUUCCUCUUGGAGCUGACAUUUUUGGUGCUUUCGCCUCUUAGUUUGUUAAGCGUAGACCAGACCACUAAUUACCAUUAUCUUAGCCUGAAAUUGAAUAUCUAGGAAUGAAAAGUAGUGAAGAAUAUGAGUGUAAUUAUUUAUUUUCUCAUCACAAAGCAUUACUUGAGUAGCUUUUGAAAGACGAUUCUAAUAAGAUUCCAGAAGAAAAGAAAGCAGCUUUAGACUAUUUUGCUCAUAUUAUUGCCAAAGAACCUAAAAAGGCAGGAAAUGAUGCCUUGUUGAAUAAAUUCAAAGAAGCAGGGUUCACUGACGCCUAAUUUAAGCAUGCACUAAUGGUGUCAGGUGUUUUUAGUGUAGCUAGUAGAUGGUGUUUAGCUAAUUCAAUAUGCCUUGAAGAAGAUUUUGACCUCAUCUAUAAUUUAAAAUAAUGA